Molecule: messenger RNA, 616 nt
Organism: Alternaria alternata
Lineage: Eukaryota; Fungi; Ascomycota; Dothideomycetes; Pleosporales; Pleosporaceae
Exons: 1
Coding region: 90-581 (163 amino acids)
Source: RefSeq, a predicted model, not a curated record
GACCGCAUCAUGUCUCUUUUCGCAUCUAAAGCUCUGCAGUGGUACUACUUUAAGCAAAACUAUCUUGGUUAUCAACUCGAUCGCCUACCAUGACGACCCAAGUCCGCAACCUCUUCCACCACCUACCUCCACCAGCGGAAUGUCUUGCGCUUUUCAUCGCAACCCUCGAAAUUGUGCCGUUUGGUAUAAUAGGCCUACGUGAUCCUUCCUUCUUCGCAGAUGGCUACGGUCUGCCCAUUUCACGCGAGUCCGACACGUCACCUGCAUCCGCAAAACGUUCCGGCAACAAUCAAAGCACGUACGAAGAAGAUCAGAAGACAAAAAAAGCUCUAGUCGCGGCUAUAGCAGCACGCAAUGUUCAAAAUGGCGUUCUUCUGGCAGUUUUCGGGCUGGUGCUGCGAGACAGGAGGAGUUUAGGUGUCGCAGUAAUGGCAGGAUUAGUUGCAACUGUCGCGGAUUCGGUAAUUGUCAGCGCGUAUGGAGCGAAAGACAAGAUUGCAGGUCAUUACGUUGGUGUUUUCAACAGCUUGGCGAUUGGAGGGAGCUUGCUAUACUGGGGCAGAAAUGAUCCGCUGUGGUAGAUGUGUCGAUUGGAUGCGUACAAGGAAUAGGAGGA